Molecule: messenger RNA, 2571 nt
Organism: Pipistrellus nathusii (Nathusius's pipistrelle)
Lineage: Eukaryota; Metazoa; Chordata; Mammalia; Chiroptera; Vespertilionidae
Source: the annotation of a GenBank genome assembly
AUGUCAAAGACACCUGGAUCAGGGGAUGAAAAUGAUGAUGAUACCAUCUCAGAAGAUAAUGGUUUUUCUUCCCCCAAUCCCUCAGCUGCUGCUGCUGCUCAGGAGGUCAGAUCUGCCACUGAUGGUAAUACCAGCACCACUCCGCCCACCUCUGCCAAGAAGAGAAAGUUAAAUAGCUGCAGCAGCAGCAGUAGCGGCAGUAACAGUAGUAACGAGAGAGACGACUUUGAUUCUACCUCUCCCUCCUCUUCCACUCCUCCUUUACCACCUAGGGAUUCGGCAUCCCCUUCAACCUCGGCUUUCUGCGUGGGGGUUUCGUUGGCUGCUUCCAGCCACGUACCAAUACAGAAGAAGCUGCGCUUUGAAGACACCCUGGAGUUUGUAGGUUUUGAUGCGAAGAUGGCUGAGGAAUCCUCCUCCUCCUCCUCCUCAUCUUCACCAACUGCUGCAACAUCUCAGCAGCAGCAGCAACUUAAAAAUAAGAGUAUAUUAAUCUCUUCUGUGGCUUCAGUGCAUCACGCAAAUGGCCUGGCUAAAUCUUCUACAACCGCCUCUAGCUUUGCUAACAGCAAGCCUGGCUCUGCUAAGAAGUUAGUGAUCAAGAACUUUAAAGAUAAGCCUAAAUUACCAGAAAACUACACAGAUGAAACAUGGCAGAAACUGAAAGAAGCAGUGGAAGCUAUCCAGAAUAGUACUUCGAUUAAGUACAAUUUAGAAGAACUCUAUCAGAUCAUGAUCAGGAGCAUUUUUUUGUUUCUGGAUAGAACUUAUGUUCUUCAGAAUUCAAUGCUACCCUCCAUUUGGGACAUGGGACUGGAGUUAUUUAGGGCUCAUAUUAUAAGUGAUCAAAAAGUCCAGACUAAGACAAUUGAUGGCAUUCUUCUGUUGAUUGAGAGGGAAAGGAACGGUGAAGCAAUUGAUAGAAGUUUACUCCGAAGCCUUUUAAGCAUGCUCUCUGACUUGCAAAUUUACCAGGAUUCUUUUGAACAACGAUUUUUGGAAGAAACUAACCGGCUUUAUGCAGCUGAAGGCCAAAAAUUAAUGCAGGAAAGAGAGGUUCCUGAAUAUCUUCAUCAUGUUAACAAACGUCUAGAAGAAGAAGCAGACAGACUUAUUACUUACUUAGAUCAGACGACCCAGAAGUCAUUAAUCGCUACUGUAGAAAAACAGCUUCUUGGUGAACACUUAACAGCAAUUCUUCAGAAAGGUUUAAAUAACCUUCUUGAUGAAAACCGAAUUCAAGAUUUAUCUCUUCUGUAUCAGCUCUUUAGUAGAGUUCGAGGGGGAGUUCAGGUUCUCUUGCAACAGUGGAUUGAAUACAUUAAGGCAUUUGGCAGCACAAUUGUAAUUAAUCCUGAAAAAGAUAAAACCAUGGUUCAAGAAUUGCUGGAUUUUAAAGAUAAGGUUGACCAUAUUAUUGAUAUCUGUUUCAUGAAGAAUGAAAAAUUUAUCAACGCCAUGAAAGAAGCAUUUGAAACAUUCAUUAACAAGAGACCAAACAAACCUGCCGAACUUAUAGCUAAGUAUGUAGAUUCAAAGCUUCGUGCCGGCAACAAAGAAGCUACAGAUGAGGAACUUGAAAAAAUGUUGGAUAAAAUUAUGAUCAUAUUUAGAUUUAUCUAUGGCAAGGAUGUUUUUGAGGCCUUCUAUAAGAAAGAUUUAGCCAAACGCCUGUUAGUUGGGAAGAGUGCAUCUGUAGAUGCUGAAAAAUCAAUGCUCUCAAAACUUAAACAUGAAUGUGGAGCUGCUUUCACCAGCAAACUUGAAGGAAUGUUUAAAGACAUGGAACUUUCUAAAGACAUCAUGAUUCAGUUCAAACAGUAUAUGCAGAACCAGAAUGUACCUGGGAAUAUUGAAUUAACUGUGAAUAUCCUAACAAUGGGUUAUUGGCCAACAUAUGUGCCUAUGGAAGUCCAUUUACCGCCAGAGAUGGUAAAACUUCAGGAGAUUUUUAAGACAUUUUACCUAGGCAAACAUAGUGGCAGGAAACUUCAAUGGCAGUCGACCCUAGGACACUGUGUGUUAAAGGCAGAAUUUAAAGAGGGUAAAAAAGAACUCCAAGUGUCUCUUUUUCAAACACUGGUGCUGUUGAUGUUUAAUGAGGGAGAAGAGUUCAGUUUAGAAGAGAUCAAGCAGGCUACUGGAAUAGAGGAUGGCGAGUUAAGGAGAACACUGCAGUCUUUGGCCUGUGGCAAAGCUAGAGUUCUGGCAAAAAAUCCGAAGGGCAAAGAUAUCGAAGACGGUGACAAGUUCAUUUGUAACGAUGAUUUCAAACACAAACUUUUCAGGAUAAAGAUCAACCAAAUUCAAAUGAAAGAAACGGUUGAGGAACAAGCAAGCACUACAGAAAGAGUAUUUCAAGACAGACAGUAUCAAAUUGAUGCUGCAAUUGUUCGAAUUAUGAAGAUGAGGAAGACACUUAGCCACAAUCUCCUGGUUUCAGAAGUGUACAACCAGUUGAAAUUUCCAGUAAAGCCUGCUGAUCUUAAGAAGAGAAUAGAAUCCUUAAUUGACCGGGACUACAUGGAAAGAGAUAAAGAAAACCCAAAUCAGUACAACUACAUUGCAUAA